Cyclospora cayetanensis is the source of this 483-nucleotide messenger RNA. RefSeq lists its product as uncharacterized. Lineage: Eukaryota; Apicomplexa; Conoidasida; Eucoccidiorida; Eimeriidae. The record is from RefSeq and is a predicted model, not a curated record. The transcript has a single exon. Bases 1 to 483 code for a protein of 160 amino acids.
AUGGGAAACUCGUGCUGCUCGGUUGAUGGGGAGGAUAAGGCCGAUAUUACUGUGCAGCAGCUCGCCCUCGCAGGCUUAAAGGAUGGGCCUCCAAAGAAUUACGAUGCGUGGUUAAAUACAUACAAGGAAGGAGGCAGCGUGGAGGUUUUGUUCCCUGACGGACAGCGCAUAGUAUGCAAGCUCACACUGGACUCAGCUAAGAAGGUCCUUACUCUCUGCUUCAAGGAUAAAAUGCGCCCUAUUCCCUAUAAGGACAUCGACUCGUGGAUUUACGGAUCGUCUACACUCAAGCUGAACUCAUCAGACGCUGCUCUGCUUAAAGAUCCCAAAGUUGUGGGCUUUAGGCAACGAACGCCUGGUCGGGCCAUCGCCGUCGCAUUCAAUGACGUCGACAGCGCCGUAUCAUUUGUUUGGUUUCUAGAGAGGGUAAUAGAGGAUUCCAGGGAUGAACUAGACAAGACAAGUGACGUAAUGGCAGAAUAA